AUUUGAGUUUGGGUGACAUCAAUCUAAGAUUUCGAUUUGGAAUUCAGUUGGAACUCUGUAAACAAGAGAUUCGCCGGCACGGUUGAAGUGCAGUGUUGUGUUGUGUGCAUUCAAUUUCAUCAUAGAUUCGAUUCGAUGGCGGAUCAAGUAGAAGGAACGGUGCAGAACGUUCUGGAACAAGAGUCUCUCAAGUGGGUCUUCGUCGGCGGCAAAGGCGGCGUCGGAAAAACCACUUGCAGCUCCAUCCUCUCCAUCCUUCUCGCCUCCGUCCGCUCCUCCGUUCUCAUCAUCUCCACCGACCCCGCUCACAAUCUCAGCGACGCUUUCCAACAACGCUUCACCAAAACCCCCACUCUCGUCAAUGGCUUCUCCAAUCUCUAUGCCAUGGAGGUGGAUCCUGCUGUUGAGCAUGAGGACAUGGGUAGUUCUGAUGGGAUGGAUAGUUUGGUCUCAGAGCUAGCUGGUGCUAUUCCUGGAAUUGAUGAGGCCAUGAGCUUUGCUGAGAUGCUCAAAUUGGUGCAGACAAUGGAUUAUUCUGUUAUUGUAUUUGAUACUGCUCCCACUGGCCAUACACUUAGACUGUUGCAAUUCCCAUCAGUUUUAGAAAAGGGUCUUGCAAAAAUGAUGUCUUUGAAAAAUAAGUUUGGUGGUUUAUUUAAUCAGAUGACUCGGAUGUUUGGCAUGGGUGACGAUUUUGGUGAAGAUGCAAUUCUUGGGAAGCUUGAAGGCAUGAAGGAUGUAAUUGAACAAGUUAAUAAGCAAUUCAAAGAUCCAGAUAUGACAACCUUUGUAUGUGUUUGCAUUCCCGAAUUCCUCUCACUAUAUGAAACAGAGAGAUUGGUUCAGGAACUUACGAAGUUUGAGAUUGACACGCACAAUAUCAUCAUUAAUCAAGUAAUCUUUGACGAUGAAGAUGUUGAAUCCAAGUUACUUAAAGCAAGAAUGAAAAUGCAGCAGAAGUAUCUGGACCAGUUUUACAUGUUGUAUGAUGACUUUAACAUUACGAAACUGCCAUUGCUCCCAGAAGAGGUUACCGGCGUUGAAGCUCUAAAAGCGUUUUCGAGACAUUUCACGACACCGUAUCAACCCUUAGCUAGUAGAGACCAAGUAGAACGGUUAGAGCAGAGAGUAUCAGGACUACAACACCAGUUAAAAGAGGCUGAAGAAGAAUUGGAGAGAGUCAAAAGAGGGAAGCACAGGGCUUGAAUGGCAUCCAUUCAUGAAUAAUGUCAUUUUGGUUCACAUUCUUUUUAAGUUUACAUUGGAUAAAGCAUCCUCUUCUGUGUUGGGCUGCCAAUAUGUGUCAAUUAUCUAUUUCCUGCUCUACUUAAUGUCACAACGAGCUUUCUCAUGUAAACCAAAAAAAAUAAACAGAUAUAAAUGUUAAGGUAGUCUAAUUUGUUUCAGGAAUAUUCUUUACUUGUCUCUUUCAGAUUGUGACUCAGAUAAUUUCUUAUGAAUAUUCUUUCCUUGUUCUGUUUUGAA
Lotus japonicus is the source of this 1485-nucleotide messenger RNA. RefSeq names its product ATPase GET3A. Gene Ontology annotation, biological process: post-translational protein targeting to endoplasmic reticulum membrane. Gene Ontology annotation, cellular component: GET complex. Gene Ontology annotation, molecular function: ATP hydrolysis activity; ATP binding. Lineage: Eukaryota; Viridiplantae; Streptophyta; Magnoliopsida; Fabales; Fabaceae. The transcript is spliced from 7 exons. The record is from RefSeq and is a predicted model, not a curated record. Bases 136 to 1206 code for a protein of 356 amino acids.